AUGCACCAUCGUACCACCACCAGCGCCGCCGCCGCCGCCGCCGCCACCAUACAAACGCCUUCUUCCCAACCCUUACCCAACACCAUGUCAUUUUGUCUCAUUCUAUGUCACUUCCACCGAUGUUUCACCUCUCUCCCCAUCCACCAUCACCACCACCACCUCUUCUCCCCCACCUUUAACUUUCUUCUUUCUUUCUUUUGCUCCCAACUCUUAACCACUCCUAUGUCACAAUCCAACAAUAUCUCACGUCACCUUAACUACUCGUCAACCUCAUUAAUUCAAACUUACUUUUCAAUAUCUUUAUUGUUUUUUAAAUAUUUAUAUCACAUUUUCCCUCCCUCUCUCUCUCUCUCUCUCUCUCUCUCUCUCUCUCUCUAUCUAUCUAUCUAUCUAUCUAUCUCAGUCUAUCUAUCUAUCUAUCUAUCUAUCUAUCUAUCUAUCUCUGUAUUACUCUCGUCUUCUCAUUUUACUUCAGCUGAAUUUUUCUCAAAUUUUCUUAUAUUUCUCGUCGUCUCUCUGUGA
Acanthosepion pharaonis is the source of this 522-nucleotide messenger RNA. The record is from the annotation of a GenBank genome assembly. NCBI's taxonomy places the organism in Eukaryota, Metazoa, Mollusca, Cephalopoda, Sepiida, Sepiidae.